Messenger RNA from Sphaerodactylus townsendi, 2214 nucleotides. It is a transcript of the gene ANKRD65, whose product is annotated as ankyrin repeat domain 65. Gene Ontology annotation, molecular function: protein binding. The record is from RefSeq and is a predicted model, not a curated record. Gene Ontology annotation, cellular component: cytoplasm; nucleus. The coding region runs from base 532 to 1743 and encodes 403 amino acids. Lineage: Eukaryota; Metazoa; Chordata; Lepidosauria; Squamata; Sphaerodactylidae. The transcript has 4 exons.
UCCUAUUAACCAUUAGCAGCCAAGAACUCCUCCCUCCUUUUAGAAGCUUUUUAGUCAUUAAGUAAACAGCUCUUUGCACAACCGAGUAGAAGGCACAGUAGACAAGGCGCUGGCUUUCCUUGUGAUUAAUGUUAAUGGACUUUUAGUGAGGAGGACUGAAUGCAGCCUGCUAGCUGAAAUCCUUUUCAGAAGAGGUGGUCGCCUUUCGCCACCUGGAGGUACAGAAAUCUGUGUAGUCACUGAAGCUUUCCGUUUGCAAACAAGUUUGCCUCCUCAGUGGAUUUUGUGAUCACAAGGGGUGUUCUGAGAGACGGGCCAAAAGAUCCAGAGGGGGCAGGAGCCAUAGCUGGUCCUUGAACUCAGCAAAGUCCUGUUUGGGAUUCAGCUCACCUUCACAAAGCCCAUUCGUGGAACCAGUUGCACCACCGAGGCACUGUUAAAUUCAGAAGAGUGCACACCGGCGGCGGGACAGAAAUGACCGUUCUUAAGAAUUGGGGUUGAUGGCACUCUUAUUUUUUCUUCUGCGGAGGCAUGAGAGUCGAAGAAGCUGAGCUCCAGCGGAGGUGGAUGGUGCUGGCCGAGGAGAGGACGCCAGAAGGACAUCAGGCUGGGAACGUUUGCAAGGUGGACUCCAAGGAGAAGACUUUGAUCCUCGGUCCUGCCCAGGAGAGAUGGGAGGAGCUCCAUCGAGCUACCCAGAACAGCAACGUUUACCUGGUGAAGCAACUCUUACAGCAGGGAGCAGGGACCGAGUGCAGGGAUGAGAAUGGCUGGACCCCUUUGCACUUGGCUUCCUUGAAUGGCUACGCCACUCUGGUCAAAUUCCUCAUCCAGCGUGGCGCAGUGGUCCAUGCCCAGAACAGAGCUUCCUAUACACCGUUGCAUCAUGCGGCUUGGAGUGGCCACACCCAAGUGGCAGACUUCCUCCUCACUCGGGGCACGCCGGCAACUGUGGCAACCAAAGGAGGCUUGACCCCGCUACACUGUGCAGCCGCCAACGGGCACAUCCUGAUGGUCGAGCUGCUCUUACGGCAAGGGGCAGAUAUUGCCGCUGUAGAUGCCAGCCGAUGGACUUGCUUGCACUGGGCAGCUGCCAACAACCAGCUGCACAUCGUGGACUUGCUGAUAUCCCAGGGUGCUGGUCCAGAUCUCGGUAGCGAGGGCGGAGUUACACCGUUACACACAGCAGCCGAGGCGGGACGAAUCGAAGCUCUGCGUCUCUUGCUCGAUAAGGGAGCCAACGUGGACGCUCAGGAUGGCUUGGGAAGGACUCCCCUUUCCAUUGCUUCUAACAAUGGCAACCAGGAGGUUGUGAAAUUGCUCCUCCAAGCCAAGGCAGACGUGAACAUCACCGACCACUACGGCUGCUCGGCUCUCCACAAAGCUGCAACGGCCGGACACCUGCCCGUCAUCUGCCUGUUGGUAGGCGAUAGCACUGCUGGAGUGAAUGAAAGGGACGGUCAGAAUCUGACCCCGUUGCACCGAGCGGCCGGCUGCGGUCAUGUCGACAUCACCCGCUGCCUCCUGGACCACGGAGCUGACGUCAACGCAGCCGGGUGGCUCGGCAAGACCCCGCUACACCUGGCCGCGGAAAAAGGACACUAUCCUGUCAUGGAUCUUUUGCUAACCAAGGGAGCGGACCACACACUCAGAUCGUGGUGGAAAGAAACCGCCAAAGAGCUACUGUCUGAGCGGCCCAGUUCUGGAGGCCUUACUGGUCAAAGGAUUGUUGGGACCCCCUAGUCUUCACAUAUCUAUGCCCCCCCACUGCCUCCUGACUCUCUUCCCUCGCUCAUCUGAUCCCAUGUAUUUUAAACAUAUUUAUCGUUUUGCAGUUUCUAAGUGUAGUGUUAUAAUAACACCCAUCCAGUGUUGUCACAUAAGUUGCCAUCCAAACACAGUAUAAUUUACAUGUGAUAAUUUCUUUAUCUCAGGGAUCAUCAAAGGAGCCCGCCAAUACCUUUUCCUGACACCUGCCAAGUGUUUUUAGACAGUGGGUGGGGCCAGGUAGGGCUUUUGCCCGCCAAGGCUUCUGAUUGGCUAUUGGAGGUUCGAUUGGCUGGGCAGAUUCUUUUAAAUAUUGCUGCCACCACAGCCCAAGGAUCUGCACUGUGUUACUGAAGUCAGAGGUCAAACGAAACAUCACAUCGGGGAUCCAUGGCAGGCUCUUCUAAUCUGGAGAACCAGGUUUGAUUCCCCACUCCUCCACCUGAG